UGGUCAUGGUAAACGCGAAUCUUCGCAGGGGCGACAGAGGCGCAGAGAGAGGAACAGCCAGCGAGACGCGGGCAGAAACAAAAGAACAGCGCCACUAGGAGAAUCCCAAGUUGCGCGCGAUGUCCAUUGAUUUCGUUGCGGGAUGGUGCGGGGGUAAGGCCGACUAUUCACUUGACACCGUGAUGUGCGUUUGCUCCGAUGGCUAGUAGAUAGCUAGAGAAUGGAGGUUAGAUUGAGUGUGUAUUGCUGAUCGAGUUGUGUUACAUUAGGCGCUGCUGGGAUGGCGGUAGGCCAACCGUUCGAUACGGUGAAGGUAGGUCUUAGAGGCUCGCACGUCUACAUGCAUAACACCAGCAGUUCCCAGGCGAGACUGCAGACUGACGGACUGCUGGACGGUAAGAAGACGUACAGAGGAGCCUACCACUGCUUCUCUCACAUUGUCAAGCACGAGGGGCCACGAGCUCUGUUCAAAGGGAUGGCGGCACCUCUCCUCGGAAUGGCUGCCCUCAAUUCUCUCGUCUUUGGUGUCCACGGCAACCUCAUGAUCGUAUUCCAGGCACGAGCCGAUGGUCCCGACACCACCCCCGGACUAAAAUACUCUUUCAUCUCGGGCUGCGUGGCCGGGUUUGUGCAGACAGUCAUCUCCUCCACGACUGAGCUGAUAAAACUGCGACUCCAGUUCCAGAAGGACAGGACGGAUCUGAUUCCUCGCUCCCUCCACCACCACCAUCAUUCCAAGGGUCACACGGAGACACGAGUCUACUCGGGUCCGUGGGACGCUGCCAGGAAGAUCUACCAACGAGAGGGGCUCCUCCGAGGAAUCGGGAGGGGAUAUUGGGUGACCUGUCUCAGAGAUGUACCCGCCUUUGGGUUCUACUUUGGUACCUACGACUACAUGUGUCGAUGGAGACUGAGGCAGAAGGGACUUGGUCACAUAGACGAACUGAGUCCGGGGUUUAUAUGUGUGGCAGGUGGAAUGGGUGGAACUAUAUCGUGGAUCAGUUCCUACCCAGUCGACGUCGUGAAGUCCCGCUACCAGAUUGACGGGAUGGGCAGCGGGACGUACAGGUAUUCCAGUGGAGUUGACUGCUUCAGACAGACUUCUCGGGAGGGCUGGCGUGCGUUUUUCGCCGGACUCAGCCCCACCCUCUGUCGGGCGUUUCCUGUGAAUGCAGUGACCUUUGUAACUGUUGCCGUCAUAUUGAGAGAGUGGCGGAAAUUCAGAUCUAACGGAUCAUAGUGGCAAAGGGUUUCCUUUUUUUCAAUGCAGCCCUAUAUACCAUUUUUACCACACAUCACUAAUCUAUAGAUCAUCUCCCAAGCCUCUAUUGUUGUAUAUACAAAUUCUUUGUAGUGCUUUAUUGUUUGAACAGAGAAUGGCUAUUUU
Messenger RNA from Geodia barretti, 1387 nucleotides. Lineage: Eukaryota; Metazoa; Porifera; Demospongiae; Tetractinellida; Geodiidae. The record is from the annotation of a GenBank genome assembly.